Dentiscutata erythropus is the source of this 2346-nucleotide messenger RNA. The record is from the annotation of a GenBank genome assembly. Lineage: Eukaryota; Fungi; Glomeromycota; Glomeromycetes; Diversisporales; Gigasporaceae.
AUGCAUUUAUUCAAAAAGGAAAAAGUAUUUAAAUUUAAAAUUGAUAACGAAGAGCCAUUUACCAAGCCAUUUAAACAAUCCACAAAUCUUAAAGAUGUGCGUGAAGAGUUAGCAAAAGAUAAAAAUUACUUAAAGGCUGACAAACUUCAAUUUAUCGAUAAAGAUGGAACGUUGAUCACUUAUGAAUGUGAGAAAAGUUAUAAUUUAGAAGAAAUUUGUGAUGGGAACUCUAUAAUUCAUGUAAAAAAUUUUUUAAAGAACAUUGACGUUUAUAUUGAUGAUUCGGAAGUGUCCGACUUUUUAGACCCAAACGUUAAACUUGAAAAAAUUCGUGAUCAUUUUAAAAGAAUCAAAGAUGACAAAGGCGACUUCUUUUUUAGGAAGCCAGAUGGAAGCAUAGCUAAGCCUGAAGAAGAAAUAUCAAGGGAUUUAAAAAAGAUUCUGAAAAAUAAUGAUACACUGUAUAUUUCUACUCUACAAGAUUCUGAUAUCAUUAUUUGCAUCUACAGUGAUAAAACGUCUGUUUAUAAUCAUACCUUUAAGCGUACUCUGCAUAAAGGAAUGUACCUUUCUCAAAUUCGAUCGGAGCUUGCAAACAGCGAAGCCUCUGAGCGUAUGAGAUCAAGUUAUCAUUUUUCUGACCAAAAACACGUUCCUAUCUCAGAAUUCGAUGAAGAUAAGAAAAGACUGUAUGAAAUAUUACAUAUUAAUGAACAAGGUCCAAAUGUAUUGAAGAUUCUCAAAGAAGAUGGUCCCGAUUUGGCUAGAUUGGUUAAUAAAUGCGGAUAUGGUUUUAUUAUAGACAAAGAUUCGGCAACAGUAAAGCAAAUUAAACACCCUAAACCUCGUGCAUUUACUGUUAAAACAACACAGCCAUAUAUUGAUGAUGAUCAUACAGAAGGCAAAUUUGAAUGCAAGAGCGAAUUUCACGAAUUGUGUAAACGAAAUUUUAUCACAUUUGGAAAUGCUAAUUUUGUUCUGCCAUUGAUUUCAAUUUCCUUUGGAAUUGAUCAAAGAUCUUCACGUGAAAAGCUGAACUUUUAUGAAACAUAUACAAAAUAUUCAUAUCUUAAAAAAAGGCAUGCAACAAUGGAAAUAAACGAGAGUAAUAUUAUAUUAACUGAUGAGUUUAAACAUGAAGUUGAGGCUGCGUUAGAAGGAGGGACUCGAAAUAAGAUAGUGACAAAACUUAAAGAUAUUGCCAAUAAGUAUGGCCACUUCUAUGCACGAUCCAUCUCUUUUGGAGGAGUUUCUAUUGAAAAAAUUGCAAACGUUGAACAAACAAGUGGUCAUAAACACGCAGAAGAAACGAGAAUUCAAGCAUCAUCAAACCUGCUAAAUAAUGGAAUAAGUUUAGGUAUAACUGCAGGUAUAGCCUCGAAUACUGAAAAAUCAAAAGGAAACGCUAGAUCUACUCAUAAAAUAAAAGGCGGUGACAUUUCACAGUUCGUCGUUGAUAACCCUGCUUGUUGGAUUAAUUCACUCAAAGACUCAGAUACUUGGGAUAUUAUUGAAUAUCGUGAUAUCUAUUCGAUUUUUGAUCUAUUAAAGGAUGGUUUACGGAAUAAAGUUCUAAAAACUUUGGGGAAAAGGAUUUUAAAAGUUGGGAUUGAAAAAAUUAAAUAUCCAACAGACAAAAAUAAACCCUAUGGCAUUUAUAUAGGAAGAAAAUUAGAUGACAUUUCAAAUAUUGAAAAUUGCGAAAUAUUUACUACAGUCAUGAAAGAGCGCAAUCGACAUAUAUUUUCAUCAUACGUGGCUUAUGAUGCGCCAGAUGCACCAGUAAUCUUUAUUCAACGUAUCCCAAGUCAAAAAAAACCUAAAAAGAAAUAUAGGGCUAUCGAAAUCGGUUGGAUUGUUGUAGGAUAUCCAGAUGAUACUUUUGAUCUUGACAUAUCAAAUCAAGUUAUGAGUGGAAAAUAUGGCAAUUCUUCAGACGUAAUGGUAGCAAAUCCAUAUACUAUAAGUAAUAUUCCACAUCAAAUAGAUUGGCCAAAUGAAGAAAAAUUUGUUACUAUUUAUGUGGGAAAUUGCUUUGAAAGCAAUAUGUAUGAGAAAGAAGUUAGAUGGAAUUACAUGAAUAGAAAAGAUAAAAUUUUCUGCUCAAUAUUAGAGGGAAUCAAUACCGACGAAAAUAAGAAGCUUAUAUUUGCAAACCAACUUUUUGAAAAUCCUGAAUGUAGCCACCAUGGAGUUAUAAAUAUUGCACUUGGAUCUCCUGAUUACCUUCUACGCGGGCCAUUAACUAAGCCAGCUUUUAAAAAAAGUAAAUUAGAUAUUUUAUACUUAAAUUAUCCACAAGAAAAGGACCAUAUGUAUCUGGUAAGAUUAAGUUAUGUGAAAUAA